Messenger RNA from Scheffersomyces stipitis CBS 6054, 504 nucleotides. RefSeq names its product TRAPP subunit. The record is from RefSeq and is a predicted model, not a curated record. Gene Ontology annotation, biological process: endoplasmic reticulum to Golgi vesicle-mediated transport. The coding region runs from base 1 to 504 and encodes 167 amino acids. Lineage: Eukaryota; Fungi; Ascomycota; Pichiomycetes; Serinales; Debaryomycetaceae. The transcript is spliced from 2 exons. Gene Ontology annotation, cellular component: TRAPP complex.
AUGAAAGUAUAUUCCAUUUAUAUCCUCAACAAGGCUGGAGGGCUCAUCUACCAGAAUGACGUGAACCCGGGCCUCACCAAACUUACAGCAAAUGACUACUUAGUAUUGGCCGGAACUUUACAUGGUGUUCAUGCUAUUGCCUCUAAACUUUCAAUCAAUAUAGACGGGAUGGAAUCUCACCAAGAAAGCACAGCAAAUGCCAAUUCUGCGUUGCUAGUCUCUGGAAGAUCACAAGAUGCCAACAACAAUAAAUCUGGUCUUCAGAGUAUAGAAACUGAUCUCUUCAACUUGUAUGUCUUCCAAACGCUUACAGGAAUCAAAUUCAUUAUCAUCACAUCUCCCAAUCCAGGUGAACUUAAAAAACUGUAUGACUCUGCUAACGAAGUAUUCAAACAGUUGUAUAUAGUUUACUCCGACUAUGUGAUGAAGGAUCCGUUCUACUCAUUGGAUAUGCCCAUAAAAAGUUUCCUCUUUGACACAAAGGUUAAGGAAUUUGUAACAUGA